UGAGGUCGGUCAAUAAGCAUUAGUCAUUCAGCCGUUCUACAUUAGAGGCCGGUAAUGGCGCAUGAAGCCUCUUGGAUAUGGCCGCCCAGUCUUUGGAUCAUUGCCAUGUUUGCAGCUGCUGACUCCAGAGCAGCGGAGUUGCGAUCCGUGUGCCAGCAGGGUUUGGAUGUGACGGCUGACGCAUGCGGUUUACUACACCCUGUAUGUGAACUUUUGCAACGAAAAUAAACGCCAAUACUCUUGAAAGAUUUCUUUCUGUUUUGUGUAUGCGGCUCUUCUGCUGACCUUUUGUGUGUGCGACUCCCUUUCGUCAGCUGCAGGUGUGCAUGAAGGAGUUCAGAGCUGAGUAACGCACAAUUGCACAGGGUGUUGCUUUCGUCUGUACCUAUGGAGAUGCAUAUGUCUGCAUUGGAGCUGUAUACACAAAACGGGAACCUUUGAUGGCCCAGUUCCUGGAAAAUAAAGCAUGGUGGGAACAGACCAUUGGGCGAGAGCGGAGAAGGCUUAGAGGUGGCAGCUACCAUGAGAUUGUUGGUUCUGGUGUCCAGGCUCAUUCGCAGUUUCUGGUUGGCAGAAGGUCUGGGUUUGGGUUAACCAUUUCCCGUUUCUUGCCUCUGCAGUUGGAGAAGUACCAGCAGGGCGACUUUGGUUAUUGCCCCCGUGUUUACUGUGAGAACCAGCCCAUGCUGCCUAUCGGUCUCUCUGACAUCCCUGGUGAAGCGAUGGUAAAGCUGUAUUGCCCCAAGUGUAUGGAUGUUUACACCCCCAAAUCCUCCCGCCAUCACCAUACGGAUGGAGCAUAUUUUGGCACUGGAUUCCCCCAUAUGCUCUUCAUGGUUCACCCAGAGUAUCGACCCAAGAGACCUGCCAAUCAGUUCGUCCCCAGGUUAUAUGGCUUCAAAAUCCACCCCAUGGCAUAUCAGCUCCAACUUCAGGCGGCCAGCAACUUCAAAAGUCCCGUGAAGACAAUGCGUUGAGAAUCCACCCUCAUCUACGGUUUCAGUAUCAGGCCCGGUGACACCCCCCACCCUCCCAAGCCUCCUCCUGUUGCACCAGUCAUGGAGCAAUGGUUUUCUUUUCUUUCUUUUUUGUGUAUGUUUUUUUUCCAAUCAUUAUUUUGACUUUAGUCCUGUUCAGAGCGUGUUCAACCCGCGACUGUGGUUAAAUAAAGUUAUAUAGAAUGAACCAA
Molecule: messenger RNA, 1189 nt
Organism: Bufo gargarizans (Asiatic toad)
Lineage: Eukaryota; Metazoa; Chordata; Amphibia; Anura; Bufonidae
Gene: CSNK2B
Product: casein kinase 2 beta
Exons: 3
Coding region: 441-977 (178 amino acids)
Cellular component (GO): cytoplasm; protein kinase CK2 complex
Molecular function (GO): protein kinase regulator activity
Source: RefSeq, a predicted model, not a curated record